Molecule: messenger RNA, 2700 nt
Organism: Serendipita indica DSM 11827
Lineage: Eukaryota; Fungi; Basidiomycota; Agaricomycetes; Sebacinales; Serendipitaceae
Source: the annotation of a GenBank genome assembly
AUGGAGACAAAUGGCUCGAUCUCGCCGGAUCAAAUGUUACGAAGCACCCCUUCUGGAGCACCAGGAGUGCAGUCGUCUGGAGAUUUUCAGCGCCAGCUAGACGCCCUCAACGUAGCAGAACGCUUGCGAGGUCUCGCCGUACCCACUGUCGACUUUGCAGCGCCUGCGACGAUGCCAGCAACAGCGACGACAGGAGCUCCAUUACCCACGACCGCUGGCUCCAACAGCGCUCAGACACCAACGACGAGCACGGGAGGAGGAGCAGCAACAGGCAGCAAUCUCGCCAAUUCCUCGGCCACAAUGUUGUCCACCACGAACACGACGAAUGCGACUACUGGAGGAGGUACGCCCGCCCAGCCGCAACAGGUCGCCGCAAGUCAUUCGCUCGGUGCAUUUUUGGGCACGAUGAAUCCGCAGAUUGCGCCCAUCUUUCAUCCGGACGAAGCCCGGGGCGGGCGAGCCAUUCUGAUGAAGUUGCUUGCAGAACUGCAUAUUCGCAAGGGACAAGCGCUCCCUCCAUCUCUUACGGGUGUCCCUUCUCCUACAUACAAUCCAGCGACAAGUCCGUUCAAGUUUGACGUCGUGGGCUUGGGCAUAGUCAAAGUCGCUGGUCAGGACAUUGACUUGCUCAAACUGUGGCAAAACGUUUUCAAUUCUGGAAUGAGCCAAAAACUUAACCGAGAUAACCUCUGGGGACAUCUCGCUUCACAAAUGGGUCUCCCCAUGUAUGCGCCAGACACGGGCAUGCCAAUCGCAAAUCUAAUCAAAGACCUAUAUUCCUUCUUCUCAGAGCUAGAAAUGCAUCUCAUGCGGAUGAUGCAGAGUGCCCAUGCUCAGGCGCAGGCUCGGAGACAUGCCGGAGGGUCCGCGCAGAUGCACUCGGCUCAGCCUUCCGGAGAUUUAGCUGGUGCAGGUGUCGCUUCGCAAUCGAACGCCGUAUCGACGCCUGUUUCGACCGCGACCGCAAUGGGCACACCAGCACCGUCCGCGACCCCAGGUGCCACGACGCCUGCACAUGGAUCAAGCGAGGACUCGGAUACGCGCAAGAGAAAGGCAGAGGAUGACGACGAUGAAUCAAAGCGCAAGCUCCGAAAGCUCGACGAGGAGGGCGGUUCUGGUGCCACAGAUGGAGAAGGUGCAUCAUCGCCUGUCAAAGAGGAGCCCGUACCCGAAGGACCGCUGCUCCGUCGAAAGAUUGAAUACGUGCCCGUCACUCGAACUCUCAAGACAUAUGGAGGCCGAGAUAUUGAUGCCAUCAAUGCCGAGUAUGCAAAACUCUCAGAAAGAAGGCCGCUCAAAGUCAUGGCAGACUUUGGUGUGGUCGACGUGGAGGCGUUGAUAUUGCAACUUCGAUCCAGGCUCAAAAUCGAAGUCACUACCGCGCUCGGCAUCCUCUAUCAUCUUUCAUCACUGCGUGGAGGAGAAAGCAAAAAUACUGGAUUGCAGCUGUCCAUGUGCGAAGACUUGACGGACGAGCUGCUCGACUUGCUCGAGGAGACGGCCUUUGGGGCCAACCCAGAUUCGGAUGAUCCAGAGGAUGCGCGACUAGAUGCGUCAACGAGGAUCGUCACGAACAAGGAGAUUGUCCGCAAUAUUCAAUAUGAAGGCUCCAACCUCUUUGCGGGUCUAGCGGCUGACCUUGAAUUGAGUGCACAUCUCUCUCCAACUCACCAGCCUUGGGAGAUUGUCAUGUUGAUCGUGACAAUCUUGUCGACUGUAUCUUCGGCAGACGAGAACCCGGCAUAUCUUGCUCAGCAGCCACGACUAUUGGACAUUCUUACCCGUAUCUGCAUGAUACACCCGAGUAAAAACCGCGGAGAUCCAGUGAAACCAGUAUCGUCCGUUCUACAACCACGCCAUCUUAUUCGCAUUCGCAAAGAGGUCGUAUCACUCAUCAGCACAAUUGGCCGCCACCUUGUUCUCAACCAAAGUCCCUCACGGGCCACUCGACGCCUUUAUAUCCUUCUCGCAUCUACUUUGAUGGACCCAGAGGAAUGCGAGACUCCCGGCAGCACGGAGCGAUCGAAGCCGAGCACAUCGAUGGAUCUAGCGCUCGAAUGCUUUACGCUGAUGGCCCACCUAGACCCAAACCGAAAAGUCAUCACAGCCGAGAUUCCCUGGGAACAGCUCUGGAAACUGAUGCAGCUACUGGUGCGAAUCAUUCCAUUGACGGAUACGGAUAUUCAGCGGGCGACAACGGAACAGUGGUUAUCGUUUAUCCUCAAAGUAGCACAGGCGCUUUACUCGCUCGCAAUCUGUGCACCUCUGCCCAUGCGACGGAAAAUGAAGUUAUCGCCUUCGCUUCGAGGGGCAUUGACACGGCAUUUACGAAUCGGGACAACCAACAACACUGCUGUGAACGGGAUCUAUCGUGCAUUGCAGCCAGAUGUUCGUGGAAUCGUGGACGAGUACUGGCGGCGGCUCGGGGAGACGCUCAAAGUGAUUGAUGCGGAGGAAGACCCACUUGCUCCGACGUCUACAGGUGCUGGAGGUGUGAUCGGGUAUGGGAUUGGAGGGUCUUAUGACUUGCACUUGGGUGCAAAGCCGCCUGCGCGUGGAACGGGCAUGUUUGCAGGCUCAAGGGGGGAUAUGCUGUGGAGUAUCAUGGUUGCAAGUGCGAUACAAAACGAUGCGCAGGCGUUUGAAGAGUGGGAUUACAUGCUCCGAGUCGAUACAUCGACGGCCUCCCGGGUAGCCUAA